GCGUAUAAAUAAGCAUAACGUUUUGUUAAAGUAUCGUCUAUACUGAAAGAGUAGACCUAAACUGGCUAAAGAUUAGUUUGGAAUAUCCUGGUUAAGGAGGACAAACAAAUAGACUGUCCCAGAUUAUUAUAGUUUUUCCGCUUCCGGUAUUUUUUGUUGACAGUCAUGGAUGCUAUUUUUCACGAGAAGCAAGAGGGAUCACUAUGUGCACAGCAUUGUCUCAAUGGCCUGCUACAGGGCCAAUACUUUUCCCCUGUCGAUCUGGCCCAGAUAGCUCAGAGCCUUGAUGAGAAGGAGAGGAGCUUCAUGGCGGAGGGAGGACUGCACUCAGUGGAGUACCAGCAGUUCCUCGAGCAACCAUCAACCAAUUUUGAUGACAGUGGUUUCUUCUCUAUCCAAGUAAUCCAAGAGGCCUUACGUGUAUGGGGACUUGACUUGGUGCCCUAUAACAGCCAAGAUGGCAUCGCAAUACAAGCUCGCAGAGAGCCAAUCCAUGAAGAAGCCUACAUAUGUAACUUCAAGCAACACUGGUUCAGUGUCCGGAAACUGGGUCACCAGUGGUUCAAUCUCAACUCCCUCCUCACAGGGCCAGAGCUCAUUUCAGACACAUACCUCUCACUCUUUCUUACACAGCUGCAGCAGGAGGGCUAUGCUAUAUACAUCAUAGUAGGCAAACUACCAAACAGCGAGGCAGAUCAGCUCUUAAAAAUGAUCCCUGCAGUUCAGCCAAUCAAACCUACCCUUAUAAACGAGGCAGCUGAAACCUCUGACCAAUCAGGGGAUGGGGACAUGGAACUGCAGCGUGCCAUUGAGGAGAGUCGCAGACUAGUCGAGAAUGAUGACACGAUGUUACAACAGGCUUUAAAGAUGAGCAUGCAGGGUUAUAUAGUGGAUGAUGAGGUGAGUGUGGGCCCGAGACUGUUGAGUGAACAGCCUGGCACAAGUACAGCAGGUGCCCCCACUCCCACUCAGGAAGAGUUGAGGCAGAAGAGGUUGGCAUUUCUCAGCAAGGUUGAUAAUACUCCGUCCACACCGAACCAAACAGAAACUACACCAGCUAGCGAGGAUGAUCUGAGUGAAGAAGCCAUGUUGAAGAGAGCGAUGGAGAUGUCGAUGCAGCAGGGGGAGCAGGCAUGAUGACGGCUGUUUAUAGUGUCAACUGUGUUUCUUAAGUAGAAUGCAUCUGUGAUAGAUGGCAUACCAGCAUUGGUGCCAUCAGCUGUUUGUAGACUGACAUGGCAUCUAUAGACAGACACUGACGAUGGUGACCGUCUCUACUGACCACAUAAUGCAACUCAACACUUCAGGGAUGAAUUGCUUGAUAGUUCUCAAGCUAAACCGAGUUACUAUUGUAAACUGCUGUGCUAGAAACUUGUAAGUGAUAUGCAACACCUUAAUAUGAGGUCACUGAUAAUCAAAAUCCAAAAUGGAAUUGUGUAACAUGUUUCAGUUGCAAAUUACAUGGUAAUGUGCGGCAUUGAUAAACAAGAUUAGGUAAUAACAGAAAGUGUUGAAUGUGUAACAAAUGUAUGAGCCCUGGUCAAAUUAUAACCAGCACCCAAGUCUGAGACUGACAUUUUCCAGAGGUCAUAUGAACUACAGCAAAUCCAUAUAUAUAUAUCCUUGGAGCAACAGAUACCAGUUUGUAUUUACAAGUUUGGCUUUUGAGGGUAUUAUCAAAACGUACAAUACACUACACCAUUCAUAACUUUACAAAAUCCUGCAAGGACCCUUUAAAUUACUUAAUGGGGAGUAAUAAGUACUUACUUUUGUAAGUCAAGGUAAAACCCUGCUAUCACACGGAGACUCUUAUUAAGUAGGUCAAUAGUUCUUUUUAUGUGUAGGAUAAAAUUGUGACAUUUAAAACAUCCUGAGGGCAAGUGUUUUGUCUUACUUAUAAACCGAAAGAAAAAUCUGAGACAACAUUUAUCAACAAUUUGAUGUUUUAAACAUACUUUUGAUGAAUGAACCUUAGGAAACGUGCAUAAAAUAUAGCUUGCUGGCCUACAUGUACUUGAAAAAGAGAUUCUUAAAAGCAUUGAGAUUUAUAAGUGUCUCUGUCGCCUUGUGGUUCACUCACAGCUACAGAUACAAAGAUUGCAGGUUCAGUACACGGAAAUAUAAAGUCAGCAGUAUUCAGUGAGUAAAAUCAGGGCAUUCUGUAUAUAAAGUCCCUGGUAUUGCACAAUAUUGUUACUAAUUCCUCAUAUUUAACUAAAUAUGUGCAGCGAGUCUAGGGCAAAAGACGGUACGCGGUUGUUUAGUCCUCGACUAUAAAUUGUAAACGAAACAGCCAGCAUUUCAAGCUCUGCAAAAACAAAGAGUACAAUCCCAGAUUGGUCGUGAAAGGGAUAUAGAGGCUAUUUGACUAAUAUUCACAUGAUCUUAAUCUCAUUGAGUGGUCAGCAAAACAAGUUAUUUCACAAGAUUAACCAAAUAUUCUGUUAAAUAUCUUACAUCACCAGAAAACAUUAAUAUUCCUAAGUAAAUUAUCCCCAACUCGCAGCCAUGUGACCGUGGGUCCUAUCAUCCCAUUGACGUAAUGGUGAUGUUGUUGAUCAACUUGACUUAAUGUUUUAACAAGUGUUAUUUGCAAUUAUUUCACUAAUGUUGGCAUUUCACUGUCAUAUUUAGAGUGUAAUCUUUUUGCUGCAAGGUAAAGAGAGCCCUGUUUGUAUUCAUAAAAAAUUUGUUUUGUUGAUGUAUGAAAAGUGUAAUUGGACUAGUGUUUCAAUUGUACAUAGUAAUGUUUUUCAACAACAGAAAUCUAUUUUAGAAUAAUUUUAUAUGCGUUCACCAGAUAUUUUCCACCAAGCAGUUUAUAUUGUGUGAUUAUUAGAAUAGGUGUGCCGUGUUCAAAAUAAAGGGGAGUCCUGGGUCCUUGAGGUAUUCCUAUAUUUAAUUCUAGGGUCCCCUAAAGUUUAAUGUAAGGGUUAUGACAAGGACCCUUGCUUUGCAUGCUUAAUUUUGAACACUCCAAAUUACAUGUAGUAGUCAUGUGUUCAGUAUGUCAACUCUGUGAUUUAUCAUUCAGUUUCAGAGAUGACUUUGGUCCUAAACUGCCUUUGGUGUUUUCAUUAUAGUGUUCCUGAAGGUUAGACCCACUUUAUACAAACCUUUAUUAUUCUUUUUCCUUCAACAGCAAGGAACUUUUUGGAGCAUUCAGUUGUCUGUACUAUGUUUUCAGAUUAUGUCAUAUGAGAAGUUUCAUUUCAAAACUGGGGGCUAUUUUUGGUUGUGAGGUUAGAUUUGUCUUAUUCUUAUGGAGUGGAUUAUUUCUACUGAUAGCUGGACUAGGACAAUGGUUUGGUCUUGAAUUUGUGUUCAGGAGGGACACAUUUUCAUAUGUCCUUUAUCUUGAAUUAUUUGUAUUCAUGCAUUUACCACAAGAGUUUCAAAUAUGAAGACUUUUUAGUUACUUGGUUAAUAGAUUAUUUCUGAACUAACUGAUAAAAGCAUAGUGGUAGAGUGAAUUAAAAACAAAUUAAAUAAAGAAAAGUGCUGCUUUGAGGUCUUCUUAUCUCCAAAUCAAUACUGAGGUUCUUUUUUUUCUAGAAUUUGUUAAAAUGGGAAGAAAAGAAUAAUAUUCUUGAACUUUCCAGUUGGUUCAAUAUUUGAGAAAACUUAGUGAGCUGACAUGACAAUAGACAUGGGUCAGCUGGAAUGGGUAGAUUUCAACAAUGGUAAACAUUCUGUCACAAAAGGGAUAUAAUUUAUUUAAUAAUAUUCAUUGAUUCUAUAUGUUUUCUACAUUAUUUAUGAUUUUGAAAUGUGUAUCCUGUGACAUCCAAUGUCAUAUUUUCAGAAUUUCCCCUUGAAUGGAAUAACUGUGGAAAACCUCAACUUUUGUUACUUUCAUAAACUAUGCAUAUUUCAUGUGUAAAUUUGUAAGUAAAUGUAAUCAUACUUAGCUCAAUAAAAACAAAGAAUAUUGACUGCA
Haliotis rufescens (red abalone) is the source of this 3940-nucleotide messenger RNA. RefSeq names its product ataxin-3-like. The record is from RefSeq and is a predicted model, not a curated record. The transcript has 7 exons. Gene Ontology annotation, molecular function: cysteine-type deubiquitinase activity. Bases 166 to 1137 code for a protein of 323 amino acids. Lineage: Eukaryota; Metazoa; Mollusca; Gastropoda; Lepetellida; Haliotidae. Gene Ontology annotation, biological process: protein deubiquitination. Gene Ontology annotation, cellular component: nucleus.